Loa loa (African eye worm) is the source of this 195-nucleotide messenger RNA. RefSeq lists its product as hypothetical. The coding region runs from base 1 to 195 and encodes 64 amino acids. Lineage: Eukaryota; Metazoa; Nematoda; Chromadorea; Rhabditida; Onchocercidae. The record is from RefSeq and is a predicted model, not a curated record. The transcript is spliced from 2 exons.
AUGAAUGAAACACUAAAUGAAUUGCUGAAUUUGUUCGAAGAUGAUGAACAAUUUAAAGUACAAAAAUCACCGAAUGUCGAUGGUGGAAAUGAUAGAGGAAUGAAGAAGAUGGAUGACAAACAAAAAAAGGAUAGGACUAAUUUAACUAUAUCAAAUACAAUUAGCGCUGAAAAGAAACGUAAGUACGAGACAUAA